AUGUUUGUGUUCCGUGUAUUCUCUGUCCGCCAGGUCAGUCUUCAGCUAGGUCUGUCCAGUGCCAGCAUCAGCUUGCUGUUGUGGGAUCUGUGGCCUGUGGUUGAUCACUGCUCUGUCCUCUGGCAGGUUGCCAUCUGGCCAUGGCUUGCCCAGAAGCAGAAAGAACCUUUCCUUGCUGCACUGCACUCCCGCAGCACUGCAGAGAAGGCAGCACAGCACCGCACUACUUUGGUGCAGCAGUGCAGCGCUGCCGCUCCUGUCAAGACUCUGAGGGAAAGAAUCCAACAAGAAUACCGAGAAGUUGUAGAAAGAAGAGUUAUUACAGUCACUGGUAGUCGACCUGAUGAAGAGACUAUUGACCAUUUGAUAGAAACAGGCAAUAGCGAGCAAAUUUUUCAGAAAGCCAUUCAAGAACAAGGACGAGGCCAGGUAAUGGAUACCCUUGCAGAAAUCCAAGAGCGUCAUAACACUGUAAGGGAUCUAGAGAGGAAGUUGCUUGAGUUGCAACAGAUUUUUAUUGAUAUGGCAGUGCUGGUCGAUGCGCAAGGGGAAAUGUUGGAUAAUAUUGAAACCCAGGUUUCAAGUGCCGUGGAUCAUGUUCAGUCUGGGACAGUUGCUCUUCAAAAGGCAAAGAAACUGCAGAAGAACUCUCGCAAGUGGAUGUGCAUCGCCAUAAUUAUUCUCCUGCUAAUAGUCGUCAUCAUUGUUGUUGCAGUGAUCAAGCCGUGGGGCAAAUGAGUCGUAAGCCAAAUCACGUGCCAGUCUCAACGACGUGCAAAUUCCAUAUCCCACGUUCAAUAUCCCACGUUCAAUAUAUUCUUUCCGAAAGCUACAGAUUUGUUCCUGCUGUUUGUCUUACCAAUCUGCAUUCUCGUCUGGUUGUUUAUUUUGUGGCAUGCAUGGUGUUGUUGAGGUAAUAAAAUCAGGCAUGCAGGUUCAAUAGUGAAGCUUGACGCAAUUGAGCCGGAACUUUACUCUCGUUAUUCUCACUCUUUGAUUGAAUUUGAUUGGAUUUAGAAUGUUAGAUUAGACGUCGCUUGAGCUCACAGUUUUGGUUUAGGAGUAAAAGGUUAUAGUAAUUUGACCUGAUAUUAUAAUUAAAAUGUAAAGUACUAAAGUACUAGUUUGAUUCUCGUGUCUGCCAAUGUUUCAUUUCAAGACUAUAUAUGAAUUCGAAUCUCAAUAUUAAUGUUCUA
Molecule: messenger RNA, 1196 nt
Organism: Zingiber officinale
Lineage: Eukaryota; Viridiplantae; Streptophyta; Magnoliopsida; Zingiberales; Zingiberaceae
Product: syntaxin-132-like
Exons: 8
Coding region: 1-738 (245 amino acids)
Biological process (GO): exocytosis; vesicle fusion; intracellular protein transport
Cellular component (GO): SNARE complex; plasma membrane; endomembrane system
Molecular function (GO): SNAP receptor activity; SNARE binding
Source: RefSeq, a predicted model, not a curated record